This is a messenger RNA of Octopus sinensis (East Asian common octopus), 1430 nucleotides long. RefSeq lists its product as uncharacterized. The transcript is spliced from 6 exons. Bases 455 to 952 code for a protein of 165 amino acids. NCBI's taxonomy places the organism in Eukaryota, Metazoa, Mollusca, Cephalopoda, Octopoda, Octopodidae. The record is from RefSeq and is a predicted model, not a curated record.
UCCACUCGUGAUCAUCCAGCCUCUUUUUUACUUUUGCCUGCUAAGCAGCUCACAACAGGCACGUCAUCCUCUAACUUGUACUUCAGGAUUUGUAUCAUUUGAAGGAGAUUUGGCUACUACUUUUAGCUUGUUGAGCGUCUAUAUACAGGCUCUCAAGCUGGUUGGACUCUUUUCAGAAAUUAAUGUCGGUUUUAUUAAAUUUGGCCGAACUUUACCCAGAAAAACAAACAAACAAAAAGCCGGCAGAUAACAGAUAACAACAGAUAUCAGCUUUACUUACAUUUUAAUACACACACACGCGCGCGCGCGCGCAUACACACACACACAUAUGUGUGUGUAUAUAUACAAGAAAUUAAAGAAAAUGCACACACUUUAUCACCCUCUUCAUUCGGACUUCGCAACUUCGAAAACAUUCGUUCCCAUUUAAUUCUGUCUUGGUAAUUUCAAAGCUGUCAUGUCGAGUGCCAUGGUUAAUCAGGGCUUGCAACCAGCUGAUAUUAUUAAUAAUGUUGAAGAACUCUUGCAGAAAUAUUUACAAGUACCUAAGAAAACCUACCCCAGAGCCCUCGCCCUAAGUGCUGGGUCUAUAAAAUAUCAUCAAGUGGAAUUACAAGGUGGAAGGGAUACAGGAGAUAUAAUAGAUGGUGUUGCAGAAAAUUUAAGGACAAUUGCAGAUGAAUUAGAAAGAGGUUAUGGUUCAGAGAUCGACAAUGCUUUUCAUCAACACGAUUCUAAUUUGAAUCAAUAUGGUACCUUCCGUUUAGCAGCUGAGAAUUUGUUAUCAAACAUUCAAACACCAAUUCUACAGCUUGGUGCAGUAUUUGAACUUUGUAAACGAUAUACAUCUGCGUACCCUGCAUUCAGUGGUGAUGGUAUAAUUGAACAGCAUGCUGUUAGAUACAUUCGUGAUCAUUUCACUCCAGAUGGUACCUGGAAACCAGAAAGAAAUUAAGUAAAUACUACAAACUCCACUGAUGAGGCAGACAACCUAACUGAAAAAGUGAAUGAAGACAACUUUAGAGAAGAAAACCAAGGAGAUGGCCCCUCACUGACUAUUGCUGAGAACAAUGAUAACUACGACCCACAAGGAUUUGCCUCCUUCAAAUGGUUGUGACAAGUUCUUUUUCUUACAAAGGAACUCAGACAAAGGACGUCCAAUAAGCCUGAUCGUUCAUAGUAACAGGCAGAUUUUCCAGCGUUAUACCAGUUAUAUUGCACUGGUUGGUCGAAAUUGCUCGUUUUUGCCAGCCCAAGUGGACUGGAACAACGUGAAAUAAAGUGUCUAACUCAAGAAUACCAUGCAUCACCCAGCCCAGGAAUCGAAACCACAGUCAUACAAUCAUGUGUCCAACACCCUAACCACAAUGCACCUCCGCAGUGAUAAUAACAUCAUCAUCAUCAUCAUUUAGCGUCCGUUUUCCAUGCUAGCA